CGUCACCUGAGGAAGCGAGUUAUGUCUUGUCCCGAUGCUGAACCUCUACAGUAAAUGCAGAACACACAGUAAAACGUCGUCCUCAUGGCUAUCUUCUCGGACAGUUAAUUCCACGCCAACAAUAUACUCGCGUUUUAUAGCAGCUUUUAUUUGCCUUCGCUUAUUCUGAAACAGUUCAGAUUUUUAUGUCGCAUAUUUAUUUAUAGUUUCAAAACGUUUACAUGGCUACAGCAAGCGGGAAUUGCAACCACGGCGGCGCUGGUUCAGAGAAGGAGAGGUUGGUUUCCUCUGUGUCUCCUCACGGCUACGGCUCCAGCGACAGCAGCGACAAGCAUGUUCACCACAGACACAGCCAUGGCAACCCCCGGUUGCCCACAGCAACGGUGGGGGGCUGGCUGGGGGCAGAGCAGGAAGAGGAGGCCCUGCGCAGGAAACUCAAGUACUUUUUCAUGAGCCCCUGUGACAAGUUCCACGCCAAGGGCCGCAAGCCCUUCAAACUGGGCCUGCAGCUGCUCAAGAUUAUCAUUGUCACUGUGCAGCUGGUGUUGUUUGGCCUUAGCAACCAGAUGGUGGUGACGUUCAAGGAGGAGAACACCAUGUCCUUUAAGCACAUCUUCUUGAAGGACUAUGACGAGGGCUCCGACGACACGUUGGCCGUGUACACACAGAGCGACGUCUACGAACACAUCUUCUACACCGUAGACCAGUAUUUGAUGCUACCCGAGACCACGGUGGGACGCUAUGCGUACGUCUAUGGGGUCGGGGUGAACGGGAGUGCCCUCUCUCUCUGCCAGCAGUACUACAAAAAGGGCAGCAUCGAUCCCGCCAAUGAUACCUUCAACAUUGACCCUCAUGUUAUCACAGAUUGUGUGGGGGUUAACCCUCUGUCAGUCCCUCGAGCGCCUUUCGGCAGUGACUACAAGAACUUUACCCUCAAGUUCCACAAACUCAUAAACGUGACGAUACAGUUCCACCUAAAGGCCAUCAACAUUCAGACCAUCAUCAACAACGAGAUUCCUGACUGUUACACCUUCUUCAUAACGAUAGUCCUGGACAACAAGGCUCACAGUGGUAAAGUGAGGAUCAGUCUGGAAAACCAGGCUUUUAUAAAGGAGUGUAAAGACCCCAGUGUGUCAGGCCACGCGGAGAACUACACGCGGGUAACGUUUGACGUGGUGGUGGUGAUCGUUUGUAUACUGUCCCUGGUGCUGUGUGGCCGCUCCAUACUCCGCGGCAUCAUACUACAGGCCGAGUUUGUCGAGUUCUUCAAGACCAACCUGGGCCGGAAAGUAAGCUGGGACGAAAGGAUGGAAUUCAUCAACGGCUGGUACAUCCUGCUCAUCAUCAGUGACGUCCUCACCGUCAUCGGCAGCAUCAUCAAGAUUGGCAUCGAAUCCAAGAAUUUGUCAUCGUAUGAUGAGUGUGGCAUCCUGUUGGGGACCUCCACCUUGUUGGUGUGGGUCGGAGUCAUUCGCUACCUCAGCUUCUUCCAGAAGUACAAUAUCCUGAUCGUGACUUUGCGAGCUGCGUUCCCCAACGUGAUCCGGUUCUGCAGCUGUGUGGCUGUCAUCUACCUGGGCUACUGCUUCUGUGGCUGGAUCGUGCUGGGGCCCUAUCACGUCAAGUUCCGCUCUCUCUCCAUGGUGUCGGAGUGCCUGUUCUCGCUGAUCAACGGCGACGACAUGUUUGUGACCUUCUCUGAGAUGCAGGAGAGCAGCACACUGGUGUGGGUGUUCAGCCAGGUCUACCUAUACACCUUCAUCUCCCUCUUCAUCUACAUGGUACUGUCGCUCUUCAUCGCCCUCAUCACCGGUGCCUACGAAACCAUCAAGCACCAAACCCAGGAGCCCUACCACAUUACGGACCUGCACGCCUUCAUCGCAGAGUGCACUGACACGCCCAGCUCGGGCAUGUACCGGGGCCUUGAGACCUCGCCCUGCUCCUUAUUCUGCUGCUGUGACAGAACGACAACAUACGAGGAUGUCCUUUUGGUGAACUGACUGGGUUGUGGUGUCUGGACCUACAGCGCUCUCUGCUGGCCCGGAGCGCUGCACUGCAUCCAGAUUUUCAUUGUCUUUACCAUCGAAUCUGUGUCAGGCAUGAGCCAGGACUAUGAGCUGAAAACCUAGUCUUUUUUGAGUGGAUUCAUUGACGAGACCACCUGCGUUGUGUGAAUGUUAUAGGGAUGUUGCACAGUAACAUACAGCUCAACACCGCAUUCCCCACACAGAAAGAGAAGUGUUUUGCCAAAAUUGGGAUUUACGCACAAUCCAUACUUGCUGAGGGCCAUAGUGCAAUGUCUUGUUAGCACAUUUAGCUGCUUUUUAAUUGUUUUACAUGAAUUUUUAGGUGUUCAGUAAGCUGCACAAGGGACAAGAACUGGACAAAGCAUGUUUUUUUUUAAUGUCAGAAGUUCUGGUUAUAUAUGAAGGUUGAUGACCAUGACAUGCGUACUUCAUCCUAAGCCAGAGACUGCUCUGGAGUAGCACUUCCACUGUCCCUGAGAGCACUAAAGUCCAGUUCACAUGACUCAUGCAAGAACGUCAUUGCCCUGUCAUGAGGCGCAAGCACAUCAAGAACUGCUGAGAGCAUGGCUGGCUUGGCCACAGCUCUUUGUGGUCACCACCACUGAACUCCGUACAAGUCAAUUGAACUUAAACCCUGCACUGCGCCUGGACCCAAUAGCUCACUCAAUGACCUUAAUCUUUGCUCUUUGCUGUACAAAUCUCCUGCCAAAUAGGCUGUGGUUAGACAGGCAGCCCAAUUCUGAUCCCCCAGACUAAUUGGCCUUUUGACCUUUCACAUCAGAUCUUUUUCAGAUUUGAUUGGUAAAAAUAAGAUCAGAAUUGAGCUGCCUGUCUAAACGCAGCCAUAGUAUUUCAGUGUUUUAAGACCGAUCAAUUAAAAAACCAGUACUCACACCCAGGUGCUGGUUCUGGUCUCCAGGAACAAUAUCCAUAGAAUUGUUCUAUAGUUUUAAGUUGGACACAGAAAGAGAUGCAGUGCAUCAUCUCAAGCACACCUACAGUACCAGUGGUUUCAGUAGGUGUAAAUCCGAUGACGCAGCACACAGGGUAAACAUCAGUGCCGUUGUUGAUUUUGUACGUGUCAAGUUCUACACUGUACAUGUCCUGUUCACGAUGCACAAAUGAUGCUUUUUAUCGCUGCGUGCUGAACACUGCUUCGUCAGAGUUCAUUUGAAAAAGGGAUCCGUAGUGAAGUAGUCAAGUCUACUCCCGAGUCGCACAAAGACCCACCAUGGCACAACAUUCCGGUCGCAAUGGAAAUAUGACUGUCCAAUUUUGCCUGACCUGAAUGUCACUUCCUUAAAUGAGGAAACUACACGAUUGGAAAAUGGAGAGUUCAUCUAUUUUUUUUGUGUGUGUGAAUUUUUAAAGGCCUAUGCUCCAGUCAUGGACAAUAUGGAUGGAGAACUGAACAUUUGUAUCCGACUGGUCUAAAGAACAAAGACUGCCUGCGAGUAACGGGGAGAGGAUAACGAGCAGGCCGGACAGCUAAGCGAGGCCAGAGGGAUGGGGUAUUUGCGAGCAUUGCAGUAAUGCUUGUGGUGUUGACCCAGAAGAAUGCUCUUACGAAUGUUUCGUUCCCAUUCUGUUUUACGUAUCAUAAUGAUGUCUAGUUUAAAACGAACCAAUUGCUUUGUCCUUUUAAAUUAUUAUUAUUAUUUUUUUUAAUGUUGGGUUGUUUAUGUAUCUAGAGAGAAACGCCUAAGGGGAGCGUGGUCUUCAGGUUCAGGCUCCAGAAAGGGGUCAUGCAUUGAGCUUUGUACUCCAAUCACCUUUGAAGGAGGAGGAAAAAAUGUUUUUUUAUAAUAGGUUAUAGGCCUGCUUCCAUUUCGGUCCCAGCUACUUCUUCUAAAAGUGAACCUUUUGACGUUGAUAGAUUCCAUAGAACCAAGGUGUAGGCAAAGUUAUACGGGAAUAUAACCUCCCAAAUAGGCUAAAAGCUGAGCUUUCACCAUAUCCGUCCUUUAGGAUCUGAGAACACCAAAGGGCUAGAGGCCACGAGAAGUGGCUAGGGGCUGAAAUGAUACUGGACCAUAGCCUGUAGCUCUUAUUUGAAUUGUCAUAUAGUACAUUUAAAUUAAAUGUAUGUUCUUAACUAAGCAGUACACCAACAGGAUUUGUUUUUGGCCUUGCGUUUGUAUAUUGUAGUAUUAGACACUUAAGAGGUCCUGUCCGAGCAGUCUGUAGACAUUUAUACAGUUCAUUGUGUAAUCUUUUUUUUUUUAUGUUCAUCUUACUUGAACAUUGUUUUGAGUGUUGGAUCUCUGUGACACACUCGGUAUGAUGCCAAACCACUGAUGAUUAAAUGCCUGUUUGUUCA
Messenger RNA from Oncorhynchus tshawytscha (Chinook salmon), 4347 nucleotides. Its product is annotated as mucolipin-1. The transcript has 14 exons. Gene Ontology annotation, molecular function: NAADP-sensitive calcium-release channel activity. Gene Ontology annotation, cellular component: plasma membrane; lysosomal membrane. NCBI's taxonomy places the organism in Eukaryota, Metazoa, Chordata, Actinopteri, Salmoniformes, Salmonidae. The record is from RefSeq and is a predicted model, not a curated record. Bases 222 to 2000 code for a protein of 592 amino acids.